This is a messenger RNA of Achroia grisella, 462 nucleotides long. RefSeq lists its product as uncharacterized. The record is from RefSeq and is a predicted model, not a curated record. The transcript is spliced from 2 exons. Bases 1 to 462 code for a protein of 153 amino acids. Lineage: Eukaryota; Metazoa; Arthropoda; Insecta; Lepidoptera; Pyralidae.
AUGAAAACAUUUGUGGCUAUCUGUGCUCUGGUGGCUCUGGCCGGCGUUGCCUCAGCUGGGGACAGCCGCGAGAAGCGCGGAGUACUCUCAGGUUAUAGUGGGCUGGGGUACAGCAGCUAUGGCGGAGGGAUCAGCAGCGGAGUUAGACUCGGUGGUUACAGUGGCAUUGGCUACUCAUCGCCAGUGAUCGCCUCCGCCCCCAUCGUGUCCGCCCCCAUCGUAUCUGCACCCAUAGUCUCCGCCCCCAGGGUGGUCGCCGUCAACAGGGUCGUCAGCGUUCCGAAGGUGAUCAGCGUACCCCAGGUCGUACAGGUCCGCAAAGUGGUGAAUGUACCACAGGUGGUGACCGUCAAGAAGGUGAUCCCUGGUGCCACCUACUCCGCCCCCGUGGUGUCCUCGUACGGCGGGUACGCCGGCGGCAUCGGCGGCAUCGGCGUCAGCUCUGGCAGCGGCUGGUGGUGA